This is a messenger RNA of Kickxella alabastrina, 1204 nucleotides long. RefSeq names its product cytochrome C1 family-domain-containing protein. The transcript is spliced from 4 exons. The record is from RefSeq and is a predicted model, not a curated record. Lineage: Eukaryota; Fungi; Kickxellomycota; Kickxellomycetes; Kickxellales; Kickxellaceae. Gene Ontology annotation, molecular function: electron transfer activity; heme binding. Gene Ontology annotation, biological process: mitochondrial electron transport, ubiquinol to cytochrome c. Bases 113 to 1045 code for a protein of 310 amino acids.
UCUUUUUUAUUUCUUGUUUUUUCUUUAAAUUCAACAAUUGUUUUCUUUCUUUUAUUUCUUGUCUGGUUUCUUUUUUUUGGAUUUAUAGAGGAAGUAAUUAUUCUUUCAAAAAAUGUUUUCGCGUAACGCUUUCAAGGCCUUUACACAGGCCACUCAGAACGCUUCCAAGCGCUUCUCGACCCAAACCAACGGACCCGUCAAGGCCUCGACCUACAAUGCCCUUAUGGCGGCCUCGGCAGCUACCGCUAUCGGCUCGGGUGCCAGCCUGUACUACUUGAACAAGAACGCUGCGCACGCGAACAUGGAGGCCGAUGGACUUCACCCUGCAGAUCACCCUUUCCCCCAGAAGACCCUGUUUGGCACCUUUGACCACGCGAGCAUCCGUCGUGGAUUCCUCGUCUUCAAGGAGGUGUGCUCGGCCUGCCACUCGCUCGAUCUUGUGCACUGGCGCAACCUAGUGAACGUUGCGUACACCGAGGAGGAGGUUCGCGAUAUGGCCGCAGAGUACCAGUACGUCGAUGGACCCAACGACGUUGGAGAGAUGUUUGAGCGCCCGGGCAAGCUGACCGACCCCAUCCCCCGCCCUUACCCCAACGAGGAGGCUGCCCGUGCCGCCAACGCCGGUGCCUAUCCUCCAGAUCUCUCCCUGAUCACCAAGGCGCGCCACGGCGGUGUCGACUACAUUUACUCUCUGCUAACUGGCUACUGCGACCCGCCGGCCGGUGUUGAGAUCCGCGAGGGCCUCAACUACAACCCGUACUUCCCCGGUGGCGCUAUCGGUAUGGCGCAGAAUAUCUUUGACGGCGUCGUGGAGUUUGACGACGGCACCCCUAACACGGCUUCGCAGAUCACCAAGGAUGUCGUUACUUUCUUGAACUGGACUGCGGAGCCUGAGUUGGACGAGCGUAAGAAGAUCGGUGUCAAGGCUCUUCUCAUGUUCUCGACCCUUACUCUUUUGGCCCUUUGGAUCAAGAGGAAUAGGUGGCAGACGAUUAAGACCCGCAAGAUCGCUUUCAACUCGCCAAAGAACUGGGAGAAGAAGUAAAAUUCAAUUUAAUCCAAUCUUUUUGUUUCUCCUUCGAAUUAUCUACUUUUUCUUUUAUAAAUUUUACACCGAUUUUUUUGUCUUGUUCUAUUCUGUUCAGUUAUUGAGUGGUGUUGAUCCCCUAAAAUAAAAAUAUUUCCAUUUUUAAAAUACUAGUGC